AUGGAUCAUAUUGAUAUUAAUGAUAAAAAGUUAUCAAGGGGUGAAUCAAGUUCAUCUCAAGUAUCGAUGAAACGUUUUGGUGGUACUGAAGCAUCGACCUAUUCUUCGGAUCACGACCACGAGCAUUUUAGUCACGACCUCAAAGUACAACAGAUUGUCAUUCGUUCAGACUUUGCCGAUGCGUCUGCCGAGCAACAAGCGAAAAUCAUCUUGGAACGUUUCAACGAAGGUAUCAAGAAUUCUGCAUUCACCGACAAUCCAUUGCUAGGUCGUGCACUUGAUAGAGUUGAUAUUUCUUAUUUUGUAUUGGGACAUCGUAAUCAAAUUGCUGAGCUUUUCGAUCCACGUGGUGAACGUUUCAGUACGGUUUACUCUGCCGAUCCAACCGUUAACAUUAAGUAUAUCGGACCAAUCUUAAAGACUGCCAAAUACUAUGGUGCCUACGGUAAGCAUGUACUCCAAGUCCCACCAGGUCACUACGCCAAGGCAUUCACCAAGAACAGACCAGUUCUCUACGGUGAAGGUCCACAUGUAAUCAUCGAUCCAACGUUCCAAUUCGACGAGAGUGCAUUCGAGAAUCAAAACGAACCAUACAUCUCUCACUCCACCAUCAAUAUUCUCAGAGUUCCAUCCGGUAAAUUAGCUAAAGUUUGGAUUGGAACUCAACCAUAUAUUUUCGAAUCAAGAAGAGAACCAUAUGUUGUUGUCGAUGCACAAUUUAAAUUGGUACAAAAGGAUUCAAAGAAUUCAAAGAGUGAUAAAUCAUCGAUGUUCUAUGAUGCCACCGAACCGUAUAUCUGUCAUGGUUCAAUUAAGCGUUUGAUUCCUCAUACCGGUGAGGUUGCUGUUACCUAUAACAAUGGUAUUUUGACUAUCAUUCCAACUCCAAAGGACGGCAAACCAGUGAUUAUCGAUUCACCUACUCAUAAUUUCGAGGGAUUCAUCUCGACUGCCCUCCAAACCUGUUUGUUCCCAAGUAAGGAGACCAAGCAAGCCGCUUACAACGACAAUAAACACGCCAGUUCCGACGAGAUCAAUCUCAAGAUCUUCCAGACACGUGAUUCUCUCAGAGUCGGUGUUGUCUUGGUGGUCGCAUUCAAGAUUGUCGAUCCGGAACUCGCCAUUACCAAGCUCGGCAAAGAGGGAAUCAUCAACCACAUUGAGAACGUGUCGUUCGCCGACAUGGGUAAAGCCAUCCAAUUGUCGACACUCCAAGAGGUGAUGUACUUCACCCAGACCAAGCCAGGUCAACAAACCGAUGACCAAGCAAUCCAGACCAUUCAAGAUCGUGUUAAAUCUCAUCUCGCUAGAGACUUGGGUGAAUACGGUAUCGAGUUGGCACGUCUACAAAUCGAAACAAUGAAAGUUCUAGACUCGGAGAUUGCCAAGAAAUUGGCUGGCCAAUCGGUAACAUCCGCUGAAUUCACUACCAAACAAGCUAGUUUGGCAAAGGAAUACGACAUCAAGACAACUGAGGCACGUCUCAAGGCAGAGACUGACAACAUCGCGCUUGCUCAACGUGGUCAGGCACUGAUUGCCGAAGCUCAGGCCAAGCUCGCCUCUGCACAGAAGGAAGCGGAAGCACUCCUUGUCAAAGCGGACGCCGAACGAAAGGUAUCGGAACUCAGUGGUGAACUCUACCUAAAGUAUCCGGCACUCUUUGAGUUGGAGAUGGCCAAGAUCAAAGCACAAGCCAUGAAGAAUGCCACUAUCUACAUUACACCAGCCGAUGUCGGAAACUUUAUGAAUUCGCCACUUCUUUAUUUCAACCAAAUGCAACAACAACAAAAGAAAUAA
Heterostelium album PN500 is the source of this 1797-nucleotide messenger RNA. RefSeq names its product vacuolin B (gene vacB). The transcript has 3 exons. The record is from RefSeq and is a predicted model, not a curated record. NCBI's taxonomy places the organism in Eukaryota, Evosea, Eumycetozoa, Acytosteliales, Acytosteliaceae. The coding region runs from base 1 to 1797 and encodes 598 amino acids.